CAGACACCUGUUUUUUGCAUUUGACUUUUUUAAUAUGUGUUCUGCCUACAAUCUUCCUCACCUGCUAUUAUGAUUCUUUCACAAAACCCAUCUCAAAUUUUUGUUAAAGUUGACAUUUUUAUGCCAAGAUUUAAUUAGGGUCUAUUUAAUAAUCAAGAAAAUGGGGGGUUUUUGGAAAAACCCAUUUAAAGAAGUUACAAAUUCAAAGCCACUUUUCUUGACAGUGUAUGGUACUGUGUUGAUCGGAAUUAUAUUCUCUGCUAUUUAUGUCUUUUCCGCCGUUUACUCGCCGGAUUCCGCCUUUUCUUGGUCCCAAUCUCAACAUGUGGCACCUCCUUUCACUAAUCAAACACUUGAUUCUACUUCAUUAAGAAUUGGUGGUGGUGUAAUGGCACCUAUGGCUCAGCCCGAAAGUGGGAAAUUAAAAUCCAUUUGGACAAAGCCCCCACCGGGUUCAAAGAUGCCUUCAUUGGAGACGUUCCGUUUAACAAAAGAAUUGGUACAAGAAAGGGUGAAGGAUAAUGUUAUUGUUGCAACUUUUGGUAACUAUGCUUUCAUGGAUUUUAUCCUUACAUGGGUUAAACACUUGACCGAUUUGGGUGUUGAGAAUCUUCUUGUCGGUGCAAUGGACACAAAACUAUUGGAGGCUUUGUACUGGAAGGGUGUACCGGUUUUUGAUAUGGGAAGUCAUAUGAGCACAAUAGAUGUUGGAUGGGGCUCACCAACUUUUCAUAAAAUGGGAAGGGAAAAAGUCAUUCUCAUUGAUUCAAUGUUACCUUUUGGUUAUGAAUUACUUAUGUGUGAUACCGAUAUGGUCUGGUUAAAGAAUCCACUUCCAUAUCUUGCACGUUAUCCCGAAGCAGAUGUGUUGACCUCAACCGACCAAGUUACACCAACAGUAACUGAUGACCGGUUGGACAUGUGGCAACAAGUUGGAGGUGCAUACAAUAUCGGUAUUUUUCACUGGCGGCCAACAGAUGCUGCAAAAAAAUUGGCCAACGAAUGGAAAGAUAUGCUUUUAAAUGAUGAUAAAAUAUGGGAUCAGAAUGGUUUCAAUGAUCUCGUGCAUAGGCAAUUGGGGCCAGCCGUCGAUGAUGAAAGUGGACUUGUUUAUGCUUAUGAUGGAAGUUUAAAACUUGGACUUCUACCUGCAAGUAUAUUUUGUAGUGGUCAUACCUACUUUGUUCAGGCUAUGUAUCAACAACUCAGAUUGGAGCCAUAUGCUGUGCAUACCACUUUCCAAUAUGCAGGAACAGAAGGCAAGCGUCACCGCUUACGUGAAGCUAUGGUUUUUUAUGAUCAACCAGAAUAUUAUGACGCACCAGGAGGUUUCUUGACAUUCAAGCCAUCCAUUCCAAAAAGCUUAUUAUUAGACGGGGAGCAUAAUCUUGAAACACAUUUCACUCUUGUUAAUUAUCAAAUGAAGCAAAUAAGGACUGCCCUUGCCAUGGCAUCAGUUUUAAAUCGUACAUUGGUUAUGCCUCCAUUAUGGUGUAGGCUGGAUAGAUUAUGGUUUCCACAUCCUGGAGUUCUUGCUGGGUCGAUGACAAGACAACCGUUCAUCUGUCCUUUGGACCAUGUAUUUGAGGUGCACACAAUGUUGAAGGCAUUGCCCGAAGAAGAAUUUGGUCCGGGAAUUAAUAUAAGAGAGUAUUCUUUCUUUGACAAUGCAUUGAUGCCUGCACAGGUGAAGGAUUCAUGGCUUGAUGUACAGUUAUGUCAAGAAGGAUCAGAAAAUUGUCAACUAAAUGUUACAAGUAGAAACGGAGUACUCAGAUUUCCUAGACACAGCAAUGAAGAGAAGCUGAAAACAGCUUUCUCACCAUUAAAGAAUGUCAAAGUCAUCCAAUUUUCAUCAAUGCAAGAUGCCUUCUUAGGGUUCACCGACAAGGCUAGGGAAGAAAAAUUCAGACACCGGGUGAAGCAAUAUGUUGGAAUAUGGUGUUGUGUGGACGGUCAUACUCCGGGUCACAUAUAUUAUGACAUGUAUUGGGAUGAGAAACCCGAUUGGAAGCCUCUACCUCCCCAAACCCCAGAAGAUGAUCACCCGCAUUGGUGACUUUAAGCAUUCCGGAUCAAUGGCACAGAGAGUUCAUGGCUUCCCUGAUGUCUAAUCGAGUCCUAACCCCAGUUUAGAUCAAUAGGCCUUGUGAACCAUGUUUAUAGAUCUGUAGUUUCACGUAUACACAGAGUGAGAGGUCAUUGAGGGAUCAGGUUUUGAUAUUGUAGCUUGUGAAACAAAAGUUGCAUUAUAUUAUGGGAUUAUGGACUUCAACUUCGAGAAGGAUGUAACCUUUAUUUUCCCUGUAACAGCGAAGAGAGCAAACGACAGCAGCAGCAGCAAGUAAAAGCGUUUUGUAUAUGAACUAUUUUGUUGGGAAUCAACCAAUAAUUUUAUCGAUAUUUUGUUAUUUCAGUCUAAACUGUCCAACUUACUUUUAACGAUUAGUAUUUAAAUACAUUUUGAUCA
This is a messenger RNA of Erigeron canadensis, 2470 nucleotides long. Its product is annotated as arabinosyltransferase XEG113. Gene Ontology annotation, biological process: cell wall pectin biosynthetic process. The record is from RefSeq and is a predicted model, not a curated record. Lineage: Eukaryota; Viridiplantae; Streptophyta; Magnoliopsida; Asterales; Asteraceae. The transcript is spliced from 13 exons. Gene Ontology annotation, cellular component: Golgi apparatus. Bases 161 to 2059 code for a protein of 632 amino acids. Gene Ontology annotation, molecular function: arabinosyltransferase activity.